Molecule: messenger RNA, 8897 nt
Organism: Notolabrus celidotus (New Zealand spotty)
Lineage: Eukaryota; Metazoa; Chordata; Actinopteri; Labriformes; Labridae
Exons: 5
Coding region: 1-4860 (1619 amino acids)
Cellular component (GO): nucleus
Source: RefSeq, a predicted model, not a curated record
AUGGCGUGCUACUACAUUGUGAUCAGUUCCACCCACCUGCGUGACGGACAGCUGAGGAGCAUCAAAGGGGUGUUCAGAGGACCAAUAGGAACCACCGGACAAAGAAGCACGGAGGAAGGAGACUCUAGUCUGUACUGCGAGCUCUGUGAUAAGCAGUACCUGAGACACCAACAGUAUGACAACCACAUCAACUCCUACGACCACCACCACAAGCAGCGCCUCAAGGAGCUGAAACAGCGGGAGUUUUACAGAGCGCUCGCUUGCAGGCGGCAGAGGAGACGCAGGGAGGAGAAGAGGGAGGAGAGAGCGCUGAGGAGGCUUCACAAGGAUGAAGAUAGGAGGUCAGGAGAGUGUGCUCCGGGUUCUGGCCCCAUGUUCCGGUCAACCACUGUGGCAGUCGAACCAGGAAACCAGAGCAGGCCUGACUCCGCGCAGAGCUUGGCCAACAUGCAUACAAGCAACUCCUCUCUGGGAACAAAUCCUCGAGCCACGCUGAUCCAGUCCUUCCUUCCCCUGGACCCUGCACUGGAAACCAGACUCCUGAGCAGCUCACAAUGGGGGUAUGGCCAAAUGGAUGCCAACAACACUGCUACUACUGCUGACCACUCCAGCAUCUUCAAAAAACAACAAACUGACUACACUGACCUGACAGCAGCAGCCAUUGCCCCCAACAUCACCUCUGACAACAUCAUGAACACUGACAAGCCAACAAACUUUUACACUUCCAACAAACGCCGCCACUUUAACAAGAUCCCCUGGGCUCAUAAUUAUUUAAGCCAGCCCAUUACUCCCAGUGACAUCCCAACAACUGCCACUAAGGCUACCAUCAAUGGCUCCAUUUACAGCACAACCAACUUCAGUAAGAAAGUCCAAACCACCCCAGCUGCCAUUACUGCCACAACUGAUAUCAGUUCCAACAGUAACAGAGCAGUGUGUGGACUGAAUGGAGGCAUCAAGUCAGUCCCCAGUAGAGUCCGUCCUGUGUCCUUCUCACUGCCCAAAAGGACCUGUGUCCUCCUCCAUCAAUCUGCAGCUGUAUUCAUCCAAGCGGGGCAAGGCUCUGGCUUGUCAGGCAAGCAAGAAUUAGUGGCAGCGCAGGAACGAGCCAAAGAUCUGGGGGAGAAAAUUGCUCAUCAGAGGCUCAAAUCUCCAUUAUCUGCAGACGUGGAUAAUGUAGGUGUGGAUCAGUGGGACACUGGAAACCAGUGCAGUGUGGACAGUAAAGUGGCAAUCCAACACUCUGAGACAGGAGCCAAUAUGUCUACUGAGAGGGGAACUGAAGAAGUGUCUCGGACUGGAGCCCAGGUUUCUUUAUGUAAUCGCAGUGUGAUCAGGGUUGAAGACUCUGUUAUGAAUGGGAAUGAAGCCCAGAUCUCCUUAUGUAAUGACAAUGGGACUCAAGUCCAAGUCAGCUUUGAAAGUAGGACUGAAGCUCAUCUUUAUUUAAACAGCGGGAUACCAGGACAGGUUUCUGAUACAGUAAGCACAGCUGUGACUAAAAAUUCUGAAAGCAAGACAGAAAAGCACGACAAUGUGGAUCGGGAGACAGAGUUGAACGAUUCCCAAGAACUGAGGGAUGUGCUUUGUUCUGCUACCAAUCAGCCUCAAAAGCCAACUUCUAUUUUGAAUGAGGCCAAAAAGUCUUCAAUCCAAACACAGCCCAAGGAACCGAAUACCUCUCCAUCACACCGGGCUAAAGAGUCAACCUCUCUGACUCCAAGUCGUCCAAAAGAGCCUUUUUGUCCCGUCCUAAGCAGAGAUGGUACCAGGGUUCUUCUCUGGCCAUCAGAGAUGGUCAGUUACACCAAAACCUCUCCCUCUGUCUCUUACAGCGUUAAUCCUCUGCUGUAUGACUUCCGAGCACAUAGCAGGACCAAGGAAGGGGGAGAGGCAAAGAAACAAGGGCUGGAGGAGGCUAGGGAGAGAAUAAAGCCACCUGUGAUCAAACAAGUCAACUGCCAACAGAGACAGGAAGUAAUGGAGGAAGAAAGGGAAGGGAAGAUAGAUGAAAGGGAAGAUGUGGAUAAAGGAGGACAGGCAGGAAAUCCUGUGAAACUUGUUGCUGGUUGUAGCAGCGCCCCCACAGCUUCAGACCCUAACGACUGCCGUGAUGAAAGUGCUCUUUCACUUGCUCCCGUUUCCACGGUAUGCCAACUCGCCCCGACAGUAGGUCUUCAAAACACAGUGAGAAAGAGGAGAAGGGGGAGAAGAGGAGGGUCGAGGAGAGGAAUGAGAAAGAGGGGGGGAAAGAAAAGAGGAGAGGCUACAGAUAGAAAUGACUCAGAGAGAGUAAGAAGGGCAAUAAGCAGUCUUUCUGAGAAUCAGAUGUUCGAAGGGAGGGAAGAGAAGCUGAAAGGAGAGGGUGCAGAAAAAGACGAGAGAAGAGAAAAAGGGCUAUUAAGUAAUCUUGCAGCGCAUCGGCUGGUAGGAGGGAGAGAAAAGAAGAUGAGGGCAGACGAGAGAAGGAAAAGAGGAGAUCAGACAGCGCGAGAGAGGGCAGGUAGAAAUGACGAAAAGAGUGGAGAGCUAUUAAGUAAUCUUCCUGUGAAUCGGUGUAAUCGGUGUAACCAGCUGUGUGUGCAGGUGAAAAGGGAGGCCAGCCAGCAUCAAUCCCAGCAAUCAACCUCCGGGUGGGGCCAGGGGCUCAGAAAGCUCCUCAGCAGGGGUGCAGCAUGUAACUCAGUGAUUAGCCCCGUCCCCGGGUCUGUUAUAGAGAUGCCACGCUGUCCUGCAAUUACACCCGACCCUGCUCAGAAUGACAGAGAGAUGGGGGAGAUGCACAAAAAUACACAACCGGGGAAGGGGAAAGGGUGGAGAGAUGAGCAGCAAAGGAAUCCGAGGGAGACGGAGAUAAGAGCUGUUCAGGAUGCUAAAGAGGAUGUGUGUAACCUAGUGAUUAGCCGUGUUUCUUUUCCCUGUCGAGAAGUGGUACGCGAGCCUGAAAUUUGUCUUGUUCAUACACCGCAAAGGGACUCAGCACGCGAUCCAGCGAUUAGCCCUGUCCCUGCUCCCUUUAGGGAAACAGCGUGUAGUCAAAGACAAAUACUACCUGCAGGACACAGCAAUCUGGUGUUAGGCCCAGCCCCAAGCUGCUCCACACAACAGACAGAAAUACAACUGAGAAUUAGAUCAGCCUGUUCAGACAUGACCCGCCCAGGUGAUGCUAAUUCUAAAGAAGUCGUGUUGAGAAGCUCGGUAACAGCUGGCAAGAGGAGGAUGGAAGCACUGGAGGCAGGGGAAGCACCAAAGAAGAAACGGAAAAGGGGAAGAAGACAAACAAGGAGACUCUGUCCCACAUUGAGAACGUGUGCCCAGCGACAGGAAAAAGCUUGUGAUGUGCUAAACUCUGACCCUUGCAGAGACGAGGCUUCCUGUAUGCAAUGGGAGACUCUUUCGGACAACUGCAUUAGUUGCAACACAACUGAGUGCGGUCAAGAGGGCGGCAGGACUGAGAAAAACACUGACUGCCACUUUCUUUACAGGACAAAACACUUUGAGCGUCAAAAAACAAAUAUCAGAGAGGGAACACUCAGUGGUGACCCCACUGACACACCAAAUACCUACUGCCGCUGUGAUGACAGACACGAUUGCAACUGCAGCGCCAAUGACCCCAGUCACUUUAGCUCUGAAUCUUCGGGAGCUGUAAACCUUUUCAGUGACUGCCACACCUGUAACACGCCAAAUGACUGCAGGCAGGAUGAUGAAAAGGAAGAUGGGGGUAAACAACACAAUGACUCUGGCAUCUGCAGCACAACUUAUGACACUCCUCACAACAAAAACGACAAACAUGAUGCGAGUGAGAUGAACUUCAAAGAUCAUUUGUCCUGUGUUGUGGAGGAACUUAACUCACAAAAUGAGAGGGAUGCACCCAGCUGUGACAUCACGGACACACCUGUGGAUUUACUACCAAAGGACUUCUUUACCUGUAGCACAAAUGAUACACACACUGACCACUGUCAAUAUAAAAGCACCUCUGUUGACUCUAAUCCCAUUAACCAUUGUGACAAAACAAACUCCACAAGUGGCUCUAGUGAGGAGGAUCAAACCAAUCAGCAGGGUCACAACCUCUCUGAUUCAGCAACUGAUAAUAGAAAGAGUUUCGGUGAAAGAAAUGGAAACCACUGUGACAAUAUGGACAGUAGUCAGUGUGAUCAUUUGAACAGUAAACAUGUCACUGAUUGUCAUCUCUGUGGGUUUAAUGGUCUUAGUGUGAGUACAGCCAGAAAUGCAUCAAACGCUCCUGCACUCAUGAGCACACUUCAAGAACAGAGAGAGGAUGAAAAAGAUCUGGAGAGGGUGAGAAAAGAGGAGGAAAUUAAACAGAUGGAGAGGAGAAAGGUGAAAGAGAGGCAAGAAGAGUGGGAGAAAGAGUGGGUGAGGAGAAAAGAGAAAGAAAAGGAGGACAGGGAGAGAAGGAAGGAGUUGGAUUUUGGGCAUUUCUUCCCAGAGAAGAGGCCUUGUUUUCCUCACCCUCUCCCUUCACAUUGCGUCCCCUUCCAUGGUCCUCUCCUCCUCCCGCCUUCCCUCUCCUCCUCCUCCUCUUUCUCCCUCCAUCACACCAUCAUCCAGCACCACCUAUCCCUUCUACCGCCUCCGUCACAUCUACCUGUCCCACCAUACCCACAUCUUUUGCCCUCUUUCUCCCCGCAUCUCUCCCCUCUAGCUCUUAAUCCAACGCCUGCUCCUCCGCCACCUCCUCCUCCCCCGCCUCCCUCUUUCUACACCUCAACCCCUAUCCCUCUAUUGGAUGCCCCUGGUCCGUAUCCAUUAGCAACAGCAUUUCACCCCUUGCAGAGUCACCACCCAUCUUUGUAUGCCCCGCCCCAUCCUGCGGUCAUGCCCUUACAGAUGCUGUUCUGAAGAAAUGAGAUACGCUAAGAGAUACACACAUGACAGGUUUACAUAUUUUCAAAGAAAAAGUUGUCACCUGAAAGCCGUUUUCACCUGCACAGAGCUCGUCUGAGAUGUGAGGCAGAACAAUUUCCGGGAGACUUUAGAAGAAAAACAAAAUCCAAUCUUUCUUAAAACUAAACCUCUGGCAACCUCGUCACCUCGUCAAAACUCUCCAAGCACUGAUUCACUCAUUGGGUAAAAAUGAUGGCUAAUUAUCUUCAUCAGCGGCAAUCCUGCUCUAAAUGAGACUCAGGUGUGCAGCUAGAGAAAAUCGGGUUUGGGACACACAGCUGGGCUCGUUUCCCUUGGCACAAAUUAGUUGAUGCAUUUUUUGCAUUUCUAACAAACGCCUUGCUUGGUUUAAACCUUUCUGGGAAAUUAAAACUGUGGUCUGUGACUUUAAAGGACAAAUCCAUCAUUGUACACUCAUAUCUUCAAUCUAUGAUAAUUAAUGCAGGAUUUUUUUUUGUCUUGUUUAAAUUUACAUGUUCUCCCUUAAGAGCUUCCACUUCAGUUUCCUCUUUUCCCCUGAAUGACUUUAAGAGGGAUGUGUUGCUCUCAGCAGAGGGUCCUUGAGAGUCAUUGACCUGCAUUACUAUUUCAACCAGCUUCUGUUUUGCAAGCAUCUGUUAGAACGGGGAGACUCAGGCUCUCUGGAAGGUGGAAAAAGGGUCCUGGAGUUUGUGGUCUGAUACCAGUAUCAACUAGUGCUGCAAGAUUUGGUGAAAUUGCACAACUGUGAUUUGAUUAUAUUAGAUUAGGAGUCUUCUGGCUUUGUUUUCAGGGAACAUGCAUGUGCUGACACAAAUUGGUCGUGUUGCCAUGUCGCAAUACCUCCAUCCAAAAUAUUCCAAUAUGGCAGAGCGUUCAGUUCUUCGUUGCUUGUGCUUAUCGGCAUCUAUGUUGGUCCCUUUGAGCUCAGGAUAGUCAUGUGAUCAUUAAUUUACUGUACGCAGUGCACGCAGACUCCAAACGCAAACUGUCAGAGCAGUUAAUGGGCAAAACACAACAGACUCCAAACAAUCAGAGGAGAUGGUUAUAAUGUUUACAGACACAAAUGCACUUUUUUUUUUUUGCGUUAGGUUUAUCUAGGGUUAUGUCAUUUCCACUUCACUGUUGUGGUUGCAUUUAAAUGAAUCUUGCAGCAUUCUUUUCAGCUAGACAUUGAAGAUACCUAGCACCUUAAGGGGUAGUUAUAAUACUGUAACUUAUCAUUUGGUGACUUAGAAUUGUUUUUACAAAGAUAGGUCUUCAGUUAUGUUGUUUGCAUUCACUAACAACAUGUUCUGGAAUAUAUUUGAUAGUAACAUGUGGCCAGCCUAUUCUCCCUCCCAACUUUCCAAAUAUGACGCCUUGGGCUUUUAACAAAUGCACAAAUUCACCCAUGACAGGGUUUGAUCCCAUUAAAGAGACAUUCAUGUAAUUAAUGAACAAACAAAAGUCAAAAUUGAGUUAUAUUUCAACCCAACCUAUAAUCUUUCUCUGAUCAUAACAAAAUCAUACUGAUGCCUAGACCUGACAGGACUUUGACCAUUUCCCAACAAUAAGCUCAUAUUUCUAUCUCGGCAAUGGUCACCAAAACUCAAAAUGUUUUCCUGUAAAAUCCAUCGGGAGCUUUCAUUGUAUCAUGUCUAAUUAACGUAUGUAAAGGUGCCGCUCUAGAAAGUCAUCUAAGAAAGACUUAAGACUUAAGGCCAUGUAUAACAAGUUGGGUGGGAGAAUGCAUUGUCAAACUGUUGCCAGCCUCUUGGAGUAUUAGUACUCCAGAACUACGGACUAACAAAGCUAUUGCCAGAAAAUAAAAAAACUGCCUCAAAUAAAAAUUGGGAUAACUUGGUUUCAUUGACCAAAGAAUAUCCAAAUAUUUAACAUGGUCAAAAAUGGCAAAAUUGACCAUAUUUCCAUGUAUCAAGUUAGAGAUAGAUUAUAUGAUGUAUGGACUACAGGGCUACCUAUUUCCUCAUUAACUUUCUAUAUGUUACACACAAUUUCAGAACCAGGGGAGUCCAUUAAAGAAACAUAGGUUUGAGGCCCUUAUACCUGAGCUCAAGAAGACACGCCCACUUCUCACAUGCAGUCUAUAUGGUGGACACACCACAAUGCUCAUGAAACAAGGAUUUGUAGACCUAUAAAGUCACCUGACAUGCAUAGUAAUCUGAUGAAUAGUUUGACCCAUCCAUACCCCUGUCAGCAGACAAAAGUGUGACACAGUCUACUUUAGUUUGUUGUAUGGAAGUGGAAUACAGAUUAUGUGUAUCCCAGCACACAAGCCUACUGAAACUGAUACAAGAGUAGAAAGUGUUUCCCAGCCCCUUUGGAGCUCUGUCUCUCCCUGUGUGACUGCUGAACGUCAGGGCAAAAUGUUAAGUUUAGAAAUAAGCUUCUGCUCUUUGAUUUUGAGGGACUGACUCCAGUGUCUGACCUUUACUCUUGACGUUUCAGGCUGUUGAUUUUCUGCCAAUCUCACUCCAUUGCAGCUGCACUAAAAAUACCCCAAUGAGGUGGAUAACUUUACAUUUAGUGACUCAUCCAUGGAAACAAAGGCCAAAGCACAUACAGAAAGUGAUUCAGCGCGCCAUGUGGCACACACUGCUUCAAUAGGGCUGUGGAAAGUCAGACAAAGAGGGGUGCUGUGAGGGUUUGAUCGUCAGAAAGUCACCAAACAACCGUUUUUAGAUUAAAGUCCUACUCCCAAUGUGGUCAUUCAUUGGUCGAACAGGUUAUUUCACAGAUCAUAGACAUCAUAACACUAAAAGAAUCUCACAUUGAGUCACAUGCAGGAAGUGAAAAUAUUCCUUUCUGACAGCUUUUUUAUAUCCCAGCAUUCCCACCGGUUGGAUUUUUCCCUUAAAGCGAAGGGUUAAGACAAAAGCACACAGGAGUAAGUGUGGAUCAGACCUUCUGCUCAGUUCAACAUUUUCCUCUCAUGGGUCCAAACACUCUCUACUUUGUCAUUAAAUGCAGCAGAUAAACCUAACAAUUGACGAAAACUUGAGCCUUUAGAGGUGUGAGUGGCAGGAGAAGUGACAAGGGAAGAGCAGAGUGACUCCCACACUUACCCAUGGAUUUGUUUUUCUCAGUUGUUUCCUCUCCCUCCUAUGAAAUUGAACAUCUGGCUGCGAUGGCUUUGGGGCAUCACUGGCAGCGCUGAUCCAUCUCAGUGACUAUAGAUUAUUCUGGUGCAGACGGCGAUGACAAACAUACCCAAACAAAUAAAAAAUAUGCAUGAAAAAUGGUCUUCGGGAGGCAGAUUUUGUGGGUGGAUCGCCAUCCUUAUUUUCACAUUGGUUUUAGGCAAGAACUGUGAUUUAUUUGGGUUUUAUUGAUCCCAUGAGCUUGAAAAACACACGGUUUAAGCAUAACAGCUGCCAGACAGUUGCCGUUGUUGACACAGUGAUGCCCAGGGUGACGUACUUACGCUUUGUCUUCUUGAAGUGUUUAUGAACAGUGUUAGCGACAUGAAAAGUACGACUGCUUCUUUUUCUUACAGAUCUGAGUACAAGACAUCGCCAGAAUCAUAUUUAGCUGGCUUGUUAGCACUUGCGUUCUCACCUGUAGCUCUGUACAACAAGAGAUUUGAAACCAUAUGUUCUCUGAGAAAAGGGUUUUAUUUAUCAUUGUGAUAAAUCUGUACAUUAGAGAAUAAAAAAGCUGUUAUUAGAUGUAUUUUUGUAGAGAAGCCUCAGUUGAAUGAGGCAGAGUUUUUGUAUCAUGUACUCUGAGGCUAUUUUAGCGAGUAUGUAACUCCACUUUAUCUGUCCUCCGGUAAAGCUGUUGUAUGUUCCUUAAAGUCCUUGUUAUUCAUGGGUUCAAAUGCCACAUUUGAGUUCCUCUUAGUAACAGAUUUGUCUAAGAAAUGUGUUAUGAUCCUGAUAAACCCCCAAAAUCAGCAUUUUUUCUAUGUGUAAUCCAAUUUCAGCUGACUCAUAUGCACAGAUAUUAUCCCUGCUCAUACAAUGGAAAAGCAAAUUACCCUGGAAAUGAAAAUAAAUCAGUAGACUUAA